Molecule: messenger RNA, 1144 nt
Organism: Orycteropus afer afer
Lineage: Eukaryota; Metazoa; Chordata; Mammalia; Tubulidentata; Orycteropodidae
Gene: LAMTOR1
Product: late endosomal/lysosomal adaptor, MAPK and MTOR activator 1
Biological process (GO): lysosome organization; regulation of receptor recycling; positive regulation of MAPK cascade
Cellular component (GO): late endosome membrane; membrane raft; lysosome
Molecular function (GO): molecular adaptor activity; guanyl-nucleotide exchange factor activity
Source: RefSeq, a predicted model, not a curated record
GGCGCGGGGGCUGGUGUUUGCCAGUGGGAUGCAGCCAGAGGUCAUGUGACCGGAAGGGUUCCUGACGGACGCCGUCCCUCCUCGGCGCCGCCUGAGCGCCCGGCCCGACCCCGGCCAUGGGGUGCUGCUACAGCAGCGAGAACGAGGACUCGGACCAGGACCGAGAGGAGCGGAAGCUGCUGCUGGACCCUAGCAGCCCCCCUACCAAAGCCCUAAAUGGAGCUGAGCCCAACUACCACAGCCUGCCUUCUGCACGCACAGAUGAGCAGGCCCUGCUCUCCUCCAUCCUUGCCAAGACAGCCAGCAACAUCAUCGAUGUGUCUGCUGCAGACUCCCAGGGCAUGGAACAGCAUGAGUACAUGGACCGAGCAAGGCAGUACAGCACUCGCUUGGCUGUGCUUAGCAGCAGCCUGACCCAUUGGAAAAAGCUGCCGCCGCUGCCAUCUCUCACCAGCCAGCCCCACCAAGUGCUGGCCAGCGAACCCAUCCCCUUCUCUGACUUGCAGCAGGUCUCCAGGAUAGCUGCUUAUGCCUACAGUGCACUUUCUCAGAUCCGUGUGGACGCGAAAGAGGAGCUGGUUGUACAGUUUGGGAUCCCAUGAAGAGAAGGGUCCUCGGACAGCUCUUACUCUUCUUUCUUCACCUCGUCUCCACCCCACCUCCCCUGUCUCCCAGCCUCACUGCAGCACAUACAGUACCCUAACCUGCUACUAAUCACAGAAAAGAAUGUGGAGGAGGAGGAGAGUGAGGCUAGAGGUCAGAAUAAGUGAGGAUGGAGCAAGGAAGGGUAGAACUGUUUGAAACUGGCCUUCAAAACCCUGGCUGGGGUGGGUUGGGGCUGAAAAGGAUGUGGCCUGGUGGGUCUUCACAGUCAUUGGGAAGGGGAGGUACCACUGUGGGGGUGAUCACCGGAGGGUCUCAGGGGGCCCCUUCCCACCCCUUCUCUGGCUCUCAGAUUCACUCCUGUCCCCCUCUCCCUGACUUGGUGCUUACAUGCACCUCAGUAGGGUUUGUGACCCGGGUCUGGACAAGCUUGAAUUUGAAUGAAUUGAGUUUGUAUUUCUAGCGUCCUGGGUUUUUACAUGUUUGGUCUUUUUUCUUUUUGUUUUGGUUUAUCACCCUCGAUAAAGGAAGUGUAUUCAUC